Messenger RNA from Acanthosepion pharaonis, 3483 nucleotides. The record is from the annotation of a GenBank genome assembly. Lineage: Eukaryota; Metazoa; Mollusca; Cephalopoda; Sepiida; Sepiidae.
AUGCUCAACUUGUUUUCUUCCACUUCUCUCUUGCCCAGUUUCCUUUUGCCCCCUCUCUUGAUCUGUUUCCUCUAUCCUUCAUUUCUUCUCUUUCUUUCUCACAACAUGUUUAAUUUUUCUUCUGUUUCCCACAUUUCCUUUUUUUCUCUUUCCCACAUUUCCUUUUUUUUUUUUUUUUCCUUUUCCCCCCCAUUUCCUUUUUGCUCUCUUUCCCCCCAUUUCCUUUUUGCUCUCUUUCCCCCAUUUCCUUUUUGCUCUCUUUUCCCCCAUUUCCUUUUUGCUCUCUUUCCCCCAUUUCCUUUUCGCUCUCUUUCCCCCAUUUCCUUUUCGCUCUCUUUCCCCCAUUUCCUUUUGCUCUUUUCCCCAUUUCCUUUUUGCUCUCUUUCCCCCAUUUCCUUUUGCUCUCUUUCCCCAUUUUCCUUUUGCUCUCUUUCCCCCAUUUCCUUUUGCUCUUUUCCCCCUCUCUUUCCCCAUUUCCUUUUUGCUCUCUUUCCCCCAUUUCCUUUUUGCUCUCUUUCCCCCAUUUCCCCUUUCCCCAUUUCCUUUUUUUGCUCUCUUUCCCCAUUUCCUUUUGCUCUCUUUCCUCCAUUUCCUUUUGCUCUCUUUUCCCCCAUCCAUUUCCUUUUUGCUCUCUUUUCCCAUUUUUUUGCUUUUUUUUUUGCUCUCUUCCCCAUUUCCUUUUUUCUCUUUUCCCCAUUUCUUUUUUUCUCUCUUUUUGCUCUCUUUUUUUCCUUUUUCUCCUCUUUUUUCAUUUCCCUUUUCCUCUUUUUUUUUUUCCCCAUUUUGCUUUUGCUCUCUUUCCCCCCUUUUGCUUUUUGCUCUCUUUUCCCCAUUUCCUUUUUUUUUGCUCUUCUUUCCCCAUUUCCUUUUUCUUUUGCUCUCUUUCCCCCAUUUUCCUUUUUUUCCUCUCUCUUUCCCUUUUCCUCUCUUUCCCCCAUUUCCUUUUCUCUCUUUUCCUUUUUUGCCCCCCAUUUCCUUUUUUCUCUUUUCCCCCAUUUCCUUUUUUCUUUUCCCCAUUUCCUUUUUUCCUUUUCUUUUUCCCCAUUUCCUUUUUCUCUCUUUCCUUUUGCCCCCCCCCAUUUCCUUUUGCUCUCUUUCCCCCAUUUCCUUUUUGCUCUCUUUCCCCCAUUUCCUUUUCGCUCUCUUUCCCCCCAUUUCUUUUUUGCUCUCUUUCCCUUUUUCUCUCUUUCUCACAUUUCCCUUUUCCUCUCUUUUUCCCCCAUUUUGCUUUUGCUCUCUUUUCCCCCAUUUUGCUUUUUUCUCUUUUCCCCCAUUUUGCUUUUUUGCUCUCUUUUUUUCCCCAUUUUGCUUUUUUGCUCUCUUUUCCCCCAUUUUGCUUUUUGCUCUCUUUUUUUUCUCUCUUUCUCUUCCCAUUUUGCUUUUUUUCUCUCUUUUUCCCCAUUUUUUUGCUCUUUUUCCCCCAUUUCCUUUUUCUCUUUCCCCGAUUUCCUUUUCGCCCAAUCUCUCUAUCCCUUUUCCUCUCUUUCUCACAUUUCCCUUUUCCUCUCUUUCCCCCAUUUCCUUUUUGCUCUCUUUCCCCCAUUUCCUUUUUGCUCUCUUUCCCCCAUUUCCUUUUUGCUCUUUUCCCCCCAUUUCCUUUUUUGCUCUUUUUUUCCAUUUCCUUUUUUGCUCUUUUUCCCCCCGAUUUCCCCCCCUUUUCCUCUCUCUAUCCCCAUUUCCUUUUGCUCUUUCCCCCCCAUUUCCCCAUUUCCCCCCCAUUUUUUUGCUCUUUUCCCCCAUUUUUUUUUGCUCUCUUUCCCCCAUUUCCUUUUCCUCUUUUUUCUUUUGCUCUCUUUCCCCCAUUUCCUUUUGCUCUCUUUUUUCGCUCUCUUUCCCCCAUUUUUUGCUCUCUUUCCCUUUUCCUUUGCUCUCUUUCUCACAUUUCCUUUUUUCUCUCUUUUUUUUUGCCAUUUUGCUUUGGUUUCCCCCAUUUCCCCAUUUUUUUGCUUUUUUUUCCCCCCCAUUUCCCUUUUCCUCUCUUUUUCCCCCAUUUUUUUUGCUCUCUUUCCCCAUUUCCUUUUUCUCUCUUUCCCCCAUUUCCUUUUUGCUCUUUUUUUCCCCUUUCCCCUUUUUUUUCUCUCUUUUCCCCAUUUCCUUUUGCUCUCUUUUUCCCCAUUUCCUUUUUUGCUCUUUUUCCCCAUUUCCUUUUUGCUCUUUUCCCUCAUUUCCCUUUUUUCUUUUUCCCCCAUUUCCUUUUGCUCUCUUUUUUCCCCAUUUCCUUUUCGCCUCUAUCCCCAUUUUUUUGCUCUCUUUCCCCCACAUUUUGCCUUUUCCUUUCCUUUUUCUCACAUUUCCCUUUUGCUCUCUUUCCCCAUUUCCUUUUUUUGCUCUUUUUCCCCCAUUUCCUUUUUUCUCCCUUUCCUUUUUCCCCCCCAUUUCCUUUUUUUUUUGCUCUUUUCCCCCAUUUCCUUUUUGCUCUUUUUCCCCCAUUUCCUUUUUUGCUCUCUUUCCCCCCAUUUUUUUUGCUCUCUUUUCCCCAUUUCCUUUUUGCUCUUUUCCCCAUUUCCCUUUCUCUUUUCCCCCAUUCCUUUUUCGCUUCUAUCCCUUUUGCUCUCUUUCUCACAUUUCCCUUUUGCUCUCUUUCCCCCUUUUCCUCUCUUUCCCCCUUUCCUCUCUUUCCCCAUUUCCUUUUUACUCUCUUUCCCCCAUUUCCCUUUUACUCUCUUUCUUUCUCUUCUUGAUUUGAGGACCACAACCAGCCAAGCAAUAUUUAAACUGCAAGCUGGCAUCUGUGCUCUCUUUAGAAAGUUCCUCACGCAACAAGGAUUUGUUGAAAUACACACCCCCAAAAUUAUUUCUGCUGCUUCUGAAGGUGGUGCUAAUGUGUUCGAAGUCUCCUACUUCAAGACUUCAGCUUAUUUGGCUCAGUCACCACAACUUUAUAAGCAAAUGGCAAUUUGUUCUGACUUUGAAAAAGUCUUCACUGUUGGAGCAGUUUUCCGUGCUGAAGAUUCCAACACACAUCGUCACUUGACUGAGUUUGUUGGACUCGACUUGGAGAUGGCAUUCAGAUACCAUUAUCAUGAAGUGAUUGAUACAAUUGCCUCUUUUUCUCAUUUUUCUUCCUUCUUUUGGCUUUUCAUUUUCCCCGUUUUUUUCUUUCUUUCUCGGAUGCCUAUAAAAUCUUAUGACACAGACUUUUACAUCUUGGAUAAAUAUCCACUUGUCAUCCGGCCAUUCUACACAAUGCCUGACCCCAACAAUCCAAAAUCCUCCAAUUCAUAUGACAUGUUCAUGAGGGGAGAAGAAAUUCUGUCUGGUGCCCAGCGAAUCCACGAUGCAGAUUUACUGACAACUCGGGCUAAAGAACACGAUAUUGAUUUGGAUAAAAUCAAAGCUUACAUUGAUUCUUUCCGUUAUGGAGCCCCUCCCCAUGCAGGAGGUGGAAUUGGUUGUGAGCGUGUCACUAUGCUUUAUUUAGGACUGGACAAUAUUAGAAAGACCUCUAUGUAUCCCCGUGACCCGAAGAGGCUGACACCUUAA